Entamoeba nuttalli P19 is the source of this 810-nucleotide messenger RNA. RefSeq lists its product as hypothetical. Bases 1 to 810 code for a protein of 269 amino acids. Lineage: Eukaryota; Evosea; Mastigamoebida; Endamoebidae. The record is from RefSeq and is a predicted model, not a curated record. The transcript has a single exon.
AUGAAAAUAUUACUUGUAUUAUUUAUUACCUUUACAACAUUAGCCAAUGAGUGCAUAUUAAAUGGAUUUAAUUUUAGCUCUAUUCAUUCAGAAAUUGAAGAUUAUUCAUUUUCCCAAGGCAAUGGAACAUUUACCUAUGUUAAUCCAUGUGGAAGAUUAUUAUAUAAUUAUACAUUCAAUUCAACUAUCCCAUCACCUGAUUACUCCGUUCUAACAAUUAGUGUAGAUGAUAAAAUUGAUUUAAUGGGUUUAACUUCAAGUGAAUAUUUAAAAGAUAAAAAAGAUUAUGUUGAAUUUAAAUACAACUCUUAUGUUAAUUGUAGUGCUACAGAGACUUAUGAAACAAAAGUGAAAGUGUAUUGUUCUAAAGAUGUAAACGACUCAAUAUUUUAUGUUAAGUACGAUGAUAAUGACUGUGAGUUUGAAGUAAAAAUGUACCAUUCACUUGUUUGUAAAUAUAUCGAAUCUAAACAAACAUCUUCUACAUCCCCACACCCACAUCCAGAUGAUCAUGAUGACGAUGAUGAUGACGACGACGAUGAUGAUGAUGUUGAUUUCCCAAUAGUAGGAAUUAUUUUCUUGUUAAUUCUUUUCAGUGGUAUUUGUUUAUACUUAGUUAUUGGAGUUAUUAUAAAUAUUUUAGUAUUUAAGAAAAAAGGAAUUGCUGUUAUUCCAAAUUAUGUAUUCUGGUUAUCAUUGCCAGUGCUUAUAAAAGAUGGAUGUACGUUUAUUUUCUGUUGUAAGAAACCAUCACCUGAACCGUUUUAUGAAGAGGCACCAGACCAAGACUUUGCUGAUAUGCAAUUUUAA